Messenger RNA from Saccostrea cuccullata (small rock oyster), 2021 nucleotides. Its product is annotated as growth hormone secretagogue receptor type 1-like. NCBI's taxonomy places the organism in Eukaryota, Metazoa, Mollusca, Bivalvia, Ostreida, Ostreidae. The record is from RefSeq and is a predicted model, not a curated record. Gene Ontology annotation, biological process: G protein-coupled receptor signaling pathway. The transcript has a single exon. Gene Ontology annotation, cellular component: membrane. Gene Ontology annotation, molecular function: G protein-coupled receptor activity. Bases 628 to 1866 code for a protein of 412 amino acids.
UCAGCUAUCAUUAUUCUCAACUUUUCCAUUGAAAUGACAAAUUCUUCAUUUCCAUCCAUUUAAAAGGAGAAUUUAUUUAGUACAUCUUUGCAAGGACUCCAAAUAGAUUAUCCUGACUGUUUAUAGACCUCAAACAAAGCAAAGGAUAUGACAACAAGAUGUGAAAUGUGCUUUGUUUAAUAGACUUCAUGUGUAUUAUGGAUGUCGAGAGUCAUGAUAUUUGAACAAUCAGAAAGACUAUAUCCCACUCAAGAGUAAAUUUGAGCUGCCUUGCUAUUGAAGUGUUGAUUUAACUGAUGACAACAACUUUUCCUUGGAUUUUUCUUACCCAAUCCUGGAUCAGAGUAAAUAUAACUAUUAUUUUGGAUAACAGCUGUGAUAUCAUAAUACUUUUUAAUUUGUGAGUGCAGAGAGGGAAAAUAUGUGUCGAAAAGGAACCAAGGGAAAUAUGACAUCUCUCAAGUCAGAGGAGAUGUAUUAGAUUUUUUUAUUUAAAUGUGAAACAUAAACUUUACUGGAAGGGAGUAGGAUCUUAGGACAAUGAUCUUUCAUUGACCAAAUUAUAGGUAGGCUGCAUGAAAAGUUCUUUUAUGCUUAACAUCAUAUUCUUUUAGUGAAAUUUGUUUAAUGUUUACAACAACUAUGGAGAAUUACAAUAUAGUGAUGCAUUUUGGCAAUGAGAGUUUACACAAUGAUUCUUUGGAAACAACACCAUCUCCCCCAAUAAAUCAGCCUCCGCCAACACUACAAGACAUUCUGAACCAGUACUGGGAGUAUCGCUUUGCCCAGGCUUUCGGGGUUUAUGUAUUCCCCAUUGUCAUUUUUCUGGGAACCAUAGGUAACAUCUUAACUUUUCUAGUUCUAUGCAGACAUUCCAUGAGAACAACUUCCACUUGUAUUUAUAUGCAGGCCAUUGCGGUCAUGGACUUAGCCGUGCUGUAUAUCAACGCUUUCAGGAGAUGGCUAACCAUUCUGAAUGAAGGCACAGACAUUUCCACAAGGAACCACGCUGCCUGCAUUACCAUUCAUUUUCUUUCCUAUUUAACCUACCAUUAUUCUGUCUGGUUAGUAGUUGCAAUGACCGUGGAGAGAUUUAUUGCCAUUCAUUUUCCUCUUAAAGCUGCCCAAAUGGCCACCAUCUCAAGAGCCAGAAAGGUAACAAUAUUGCUUUUAAUCAUUUUUGUUGUCAUCAACAGUCACAUGUUUUGGACGGUGACCAUUGAUGACCGUGAAUUCUGUAUCCCUGAGGAGAAAUAUGAAGACUUCCAUGAUAAAGUGAUGCCUUGGUUGGAUGCUGCCAUUUAUUCCUUUGCUCCGUUUGUUGUGUUGCUGACAUUUAACAUUUUAAUCAUUUAUGACAAUAGGAAGGCUACUUUGAGAAGACGCUCCAUGCGGAGUCAGAAUCAAAGGAACAACAGAUCAGAUUCCAGACAACAGUUUCACCAAAGACUCACUGCCAUGUUGCUUUCCGUCUCCUUUGCAUUUUUAGUGUGUACCAGUCCUAAAGUUAUCUUCAUGUCCAUCAGAGAGAGUGCUUUUAAGUUCAUUGUGGAUGGAAAAGUGAAUUACCAUGGUUACGCCUCCUACUUAAUGGCUUCUCGUAUAUCUGACUUUUUUGUGUAUUUAAAUCAUUCCAUUAACUUUUUCCUGUACAGCAUUCAUGGACAGAGAUUUAGACGAGAGCUGAAGAAGGUGUUGUGCUGUGCUCAGGGUGGAUUAAGGCGGCUCAGCACAAUCUCUCAGAGCCUGGAUGUCAAUAGUCGUGUUACCACUGACACAUUCUCACUCAGUAGCUAUCGUACGAGGAACGGUCCUGGUAUUGUUAAUCACAAUCCAGCUUAUAACAUCACAGACAAUGAGGAGUGAAUUCUUUUGAAACCUUGCAUUGGGAAAUAUACUUCUGCUUGCUUUCUAUGGUGUUUUUAUACAAUAAUUUUUACUGGACACAUCACUUCUUUUACAGCUUAAUAAAUAUACAUCAUGUAUUUUAAAUCUUUGGAUCUUUCAUAUUCUAUUGAAAA